AUGACCAUCGCGCCAGCGGAUAAUCGCCGUGGGAAUGCACUCCACCGCUAUUAUAUCCCGCAUCAUGCUGUCGUACGAGACAGCAGUGCCACGACGCGCUUACGCGUCGUUUUCAACGCGUCGUGUCGAACCUCGGACGGCACAUCCUUGAACGAUCACUUGAUGGUCGGGCCUAAGCUCCAGCUCGAUCUCGCCACGGUGCUAAUGCGAUGGCGUCAACAUCGCUAUGUCUACACUGCCGACAUCGCAAAGAUGUAUCGGCAAAUUCUAGUUGACCAACGCGAUGUUGACUACCAGAGGAUUCUGUGGCGAGAGUCUCCGGAACAACCAGUCGAGGAGUAUCAACUACUCACAGUUACCUACGGCACCGCUUCCGCUCCUUACCUCGCUCUCCGUGUUUUGCGACAGUUAGCGCAAGAUGAAGGCGCCUCAUUUCCGCUCGCGGUUCCGGUUCUCCUUUCGCAACUUUACGUCGACGACAGCGUGUUCGGCGCCGACGAUAAAAUUCUCGCGCGCCAGACUCGCGACCAACUUGUCGCUUUAUUAGAAAAGGGCGGUUUUCGCUUGAGAAAAUGGGCGAGCAAUUGCGCAGAUCUCCUAUCGGAUAUUGAUCCGUCCGAUCACGGUCUUGCCUGCUCAAAGGAGCUAUAUGAUGAUGAGCGAUUGAGCGUGCUAGGUCUCACGUGGGACCCGUGUCGCGAUGUCUUUCGGGUUAAAGUUUCUCUCCCGACACAUAUUUCGAAAACGAAACGCGAGAUCUUAUCGACCAUCGCCAAACUAUUUGAUCCGCUCGGUUGGAUCACCCCCGUCGUGAUUACCGCAAAAAUAUUUCUGCAAACAUUGUGGCAAUUAAAAUGCGAUUGGGACGACGACAUUCCCGGCGAUUACGCAAACGACUGGGAACGCUAUUAUUCGCAAUUAUCGUGCCUUCAUCAACUCGAAAUCGCGCGCUGGACGCGAUCCGGCUCUCAUACCUUGAAAACGGAGUUACACGGUUUCUCAGACGCCUCUACGAAAGCCUAUGCGGCGGUAGUCUACCUCCGUAACAUUAACAUCGACGGAUCGGUCGACGUUUUCUUGCUCGCCGCGAAGUCCAAGGUCGCCCCUCUCAAAACAUUAAGCGUUCCGCGUCUCGAGUUAGCCGCUGCACAUCUUCUUUCGCGCCUCGUGCAGUUCGUUCGAACGACGCUUCAACUGCCGAACAUCGAAAUACAUUGUUGGACGGAUUCCACCAUAACGCUAGCCUGGCUAAGUAAAUCGCCGUCUUGCUGGCGAACGUUCGUAGCAAAUCGCGUCGCGGCCAUUCAAACGACCUUACCGGACAUACCGUGGCGCCAUGUUCCGACUUACGACAACGCCGCCGAUGCCGCGUCCCGUGGUCUUGCUCCGGAGGAACUAGCUCCACAUCCGUUAUGGUGGCACGGACCCCCGUGGCUGUCUUUGCCUCCAACCUCUUGGCCGAACGGCAAUCUCAUACAAGAUGAGAUCACAUCCACCGAUCUUUUGGAGAAACGAAACGUACACGUCACGGAUUCUCCGGCGCCUCCGGAAUUAUGGGAUCUCGCUUUUCGCUUCUCAUCAUGGCCGAAAUUGCUUCGCGUGACCUCGUAUCUAAUUCGAUUCGGGAAUCUCGCGCGACGGCGAAAUCAAUCACUCGAACGCAGUUCGCGCGUCGACGAAAUCGCCGCAGCCAAAGCGUACUGGCUCCGCUGUAUACAGGCAGCUAUGUUUCCCGCUGAAUUAGUCUGUCUCGCUGCGAAGAGAUCCGUGUCCAAAUCCAGUCCGCUUUCAUCUCUCAAUCCUUCGCUGAGCGACGACGGACUCAUCCGCGUCCGCGGACGUCUACGUCACGCUCGCCUGCCAGAUUCGACGAAGUACCCGAUCGUCCUUCGGUCGCAUCCUCUCCUUUCCCUCAUCAUCGAUCAUCACCAUCAUCGCAUGCUACACGGCGGUUCACAACUCACUCUCGCAUCCUUACGUUCCGAAUUCUGGAUUCUUCGCGCUCGCACUUGUACCCGCGCAGUCCUUCACAAAUGUGUGCGAUGUGCCCGCGAGGCUGCGACCAUUCCAAAUGAACUCAUGGGAGAUCUUCCGUCGGUUCGCGUAAAUCGCGCGGCGCGACCGUUUUCACACACGGGAGUCGAUUAUGCUGGUCCUAUUUUGUUACGAAGUACACCCGGGCGCGGACAUAAGUCUCAUAAAGCGUACAUCGCCCUGUUUGUAUGCCUCACUACUAAGGCUAUCCACCUUGAAGUCGUGACCGAUUAUACUUCGCGCCACCUUUAUCGCGGCGUAUCAUCGGUUCGUGUCCAGACGAGGUCUUCCCCAGGGGAUGUAUUGCGAUAA
Molecule: messenger RNA, 2346 nt
Organism: Nylanderia fulva
Lineage: Eukaryota; Metazoa; Arthropoda; Insecta; Hymenoptera; Formicidae
Source: RefSeq, a predicted model, not a curated record